AUGUCAUCGUUAAGGAUUAAAUUUUAUUUCGUUGCAAUAAUAACCAUCGCGUUGCUAUUGCAUUACGCGUUUCCAAAAGUUUUGGCACAACAAGCUGAAACUGAUUCACCCACUGACAGCAAUAAUAGUAAUAACGACACAGAAUGCGGCGGAGGAACAAUCUCUAAUUCCGAAUACGAUUUCGGUCUUCAUCUCGGCGCGCUGUUUAUUAUUCUUGUUACUAGUUCUUUUGGAGCGUUUAUUCCAGUAUUGUCGAAAAGAUAUACCGCUUUACAAAUACCGAGUAUAGCAUUUAAGGUUGCCAAAAAUUUUGGUACCGGAGUUAUUCUUGCAACCGCAUUUAUUCAUAUGCUACCUUCUGCUUUCGCAAAUCUUACUAAUCCGUGUCUGCCAAGUCUAUGGAAUACCUACCCGGCCUUCGCAGGAGCGAUAGCAAUGGGAUCCGCGUUAAUGAUAUUUUUCAUUGAAUAUCUUACGAUUAAAGUAACCGAAGAAUACGAAGAAAAAUUUUUAUCGGAGGCAAAUUCACCCGAUAACGCCACUCAUAAUAACAGCAAUAUCAACCACGAAGUAGCUGUCGACAUUGGUGAAAGAGAAGAAAAAAAACUAGAAAGCCACAAAUCUCAUCUUCCGCAUAACCAUAGACACAUGUUGAUAUUAGACAAUCGUACUCGAACGGUUGGUCUCGUUGUUCUAGAAGCAGGAAUAUGUUUUCACUCCGUAAUUAUCGGAAUGACAUUAAGCGUAACCACUGGCUCAGAUUUCAUCUCGCUUCUAUGUGCACUUAUAUUCCAUCAAAUGUUUGAGGGGCUUGGACUUGGGUCUCGUAUCGCGGAACUUUCUUUCCCGCGUGAAAGUCUUCGUCCAUGGCUAAUGUCCUUAGCGUAUGGCAUAACCACACCAUUUGGAAUUGCUAUUGGUCUCGCCACACGAUACUCUUAUAACCCGGAAUCACAGACCGCGUUAAUUGUCCAAGGUGUACUAGACGCCAUUUCUGCCGGAAUUCUGUUAUACGCGUCAAUGGUCGAGCUACUCGCAGCCGAUUUCAUCAUUGAUAGUCGUAUAAGAAAGUCGAAAGCUUCGGAUCAGAUUUUUGCUUUUUCGCUCCUGAUAUUGGGCGCUGUUAUUAUGGCGCUGAUCGGACGUUGGGCAUAA
This is a messenger RNA of Ambispora gerdemannii, 1155 nucleotides long. The record is from the annotation of a GenBank genome assembly. Lineage: Eukaryota; Fungi; Glomeromycota; Glomeromycetes; Archaeosporales; Ambisporaceae.